Molecule: messenger RNA, 1366 nt
Organism: Cucurbitaria berberidis CBS 394.84
Lineage: Eukaryota; Fungi; Ascomycota; Dothideomycetes; Pleosporales; Cucurbitariaceae
Exons: 3
Coding region: 42-1133 (363 amino acids)
Biological process (GO): DNA replication
Cellular component (GO): nuclear origin of replication recognition complex
Molecular function (GO): DNA binding
Source: RefSeq, a predicted model, not a curated record
GGGCGGGCAACUUUGCGACGUCACAGUCAUCGCACAUCGAGAUGAGUAGGGCAACUAUCGAACAGUCUCUGACCGGGCUCAUUCCAACGCUCAAUGGACCUCUGCCACCAGAGCUGGUGGAAUUAGCGCUCUCGUUGCUGACGCGCUCGCGAAACGUUGCUACUUCGCUGAAGCCUGACGAGGAAAUAGCACGGCCAUAUGCAUGCGCUCAAAUGGCUUGCGAGAGGCUGAAGAACCGCCUCAACCUGCCAGCAAUUUCGUCCCGCCCGCCAUGCCCACCCCGAAUCUACAAGAAGCUAUACAACUACCUCAGCAGCGCGCUACCCGCCCCCACGACUGCUCGGGAACCUGAAACCCCUCGUAAACCAACGAAUUCGGCACCUGCAUCAGCCCUCAAUACGCCGAAGAUUCCCCUGAGUGGAAGAAAAACACCACGAAGUGUAAAGCAGGGUGACGAGAAGAGAGAGGGUGCUCCUGAGUGGAUCAUGCCCACAAUACGUUCCCUCUUGAAGGCGUUUGAUUAUCCAGGUGCUGCGCCGCACAUCUACGCAGGCGUCGAAUCCAUCUUCCCUCUGCUGGCGCGCAUGUCUGCCGCUGCUCACGACACUCCGAGCAAGCGACCGCGACGAGCGGUGACUGCAUCACAGGCAUCUCUACCAAGUGUCACGGAUGUUCGAAUACUCAGCCUUAUAACUGUGAUAUUUCUGUAUGUCUUCACGCGGAUGAAGGACCAGGAUGUCACACCUGAGCAGUACGAUGACUGGCGAGAAACAGCGGUGAACACGCUGCUAGGACUCCCAGCCGGCCAAAAUACUACAUAUGAAGAGCUGUCUGCAGAAACGGAGCAGAUGAUGCCCAUGGCACAAGAAGAGGGAUGGUUGCAAAUGGAAUGGUUCAUAAACGUCACACCUCAGGGGGAUACGUACGAGAUGGAAGAUACUGAAAUGACGGAUAGCACCACACAGUUUGCAUUGGGCAAGAGCAAAGGACUUAAAUCUGGUAGAAGUGACUGUAUCGGCCUGGGUACCAUGAUGCAGGAUGCUACUGAUUACCUUGGCGAGCGCCAGCUGGAGGAUUACAAAAAGUGGAAGGCUAAUAUUAUGGCUCGUGUGCAAGAUAUUGAGACAGUCUGAAAUCUGAAAUCGAGCAAUGGCAGUUAUUGCUUGCAACAAAUACAGGACUACCUCAGCCGACCUCGUCACUUGAUUCCAGUUUGCUGUUUGCAAAAAUUACGGGCGUUUACUCUUACUAUAUAACCAUCGUUAGGUACCCUCUACCCCGGAACUAACCCACAUCGACAUCGACAUUUACAAUCAGCAUGCCACCAAGUCUUAUCGUGAAGCUGAAAAGUGAGCAUUUCCAGCAC